Molecule: messenger RNA, 1683 nt
Organism: Cyclopterus lumpus (lumpfish)
Lineage: Eukaryota; Metazoa; Chordata; Actinopteri; Perciformes; Cyclopteridae
Product: kazrin-A-like
Exons: 6
Coding region: 131-913 (260 amino acids)
Molecular function (GO): protein binding
Source: RefSeq, a predicted model, not a curated record
UUUUACUUGGACUAACAGAUGAAGACCUGGAGCUGGGUUUAGGUGUCAGCAGUGUAAUGCAUCGCCGGAAACUCCGCCUGGCCAUUGAGGAUUACAGAGAUGCUGAGAAUGGCUGUCCAAGGCUGCAGACAUGGACCACCACUGGGUGGCCAAGGCCUGGUUGAGUGACGUGGGCUUGCCUCAGUACUCCCAGGCCUUUCACAACCACUUGGUCGAUGGGCGUCUGCUGAACUCCCUGACACGUCGCGACCUUGAACGUCACCUCAACAUCACCAAGAAGUUCCACCAGGUCAGCUUGCUGCUGGGCAUCGAACUGCUGCACUUACUCAAUUUCGACAAGGAGGCACUGCAGGCUCGUCGGAUACAGUGUGAGCACCAGAAUGUGGAUCCGUUGGUGUGGACCUCUCAUCGGGUCAUGAAAUGGAUCAAGGAUAUUGACCUGAAGGAGUUUGCUGAAAGUCUUCUAAGCAGCGGUGUUCAUGGCGCUGUCAUGGUGCUCGACCCCACUUUUAACACUGACGCCAUGGCAACAGCACUGGGGAUCCCGAGCAACAAGCACAUGGUUCGCCGACACCUUGUUGAGGAGAUGAAAACCUUGAUUAGCCCAGCCAGGACGGAUGCCAAGCUGGACUAUGAGCACCUCGGCCUGGGAACUCCACCAACCCUCGUCCGCCAGAACUCCAUUGGCAGACCGCCCAGCUCCACCGGGCGACACACUGAUGACGAAGGCUCGCUGAGGAGGAGGGCUGUGAAGCCUCCCACAGGGUUCAGCCCCAAAGCCCGCAAUGGGCGAGACUUGAGUUGCCAUAGCAGCUACGGCUCCCUGCCUCGGGAAGGCCGAGACCAGACUCCGCCCAGAGCUGAGGGAAGCCCGAUCCACGGUUACACCAGCAUCGAGGUCACCAACGUUUGAGGUCAUCACAGUGGGACGAAACACCAGUUGUCGGCUUCAUCACAACUAAAUCUACACUGUGGACGUUUGUCAUGUGUGCCCGAAUAUGAGAUGGUUAUUUUCUCUACAGAUGAGGACUAAAAGGACAGAUUGCACUUUUUAAAACGAGACAGGAUUCUGUUUUUACAAGUCUCCUGGUUUUCCAAGGCUUUCAUUGUUCGCAGGUGGUAUUUUGAUGUAUUAGAGGGCAGUGAUUUCUCUCUGAAUCAAAAGAUGCAGGUCGCAAGCUAAAUGAUUAUUUUUCUAUUUUUUGUGUGUAAAUGGUUCUUUGUGAAUCAAUAUUUGACUUUUGUUGACUGGUUGCUAGUGACGGUUUCUCUGAGGGAAAUUAGAUUUUUCUUUUUUGUAUAAUACAGGUACUUGAAGACACAAUGGAAAAGGUUUCAUAUCAAUGUAAAUUGUUCUUGUUUCAUUCAGUUCUGCUGUCUGUGAUGCCUUGUCAGUGUAGCUGAGGACAGUGGACAAAACUUUUUUUUAAUUCUACAGUUUAUGUUUGAUAGCCAUUUUUUCAUCUUGCACAUUUACACAGUCGUGUCUAAACGGAUGUAGCACCCUCUUCUGAUGUUUUUAUACUGUGAAGUAAAUGUGGGAAAAAAAUAUUUUAACAAUGGCAACAAAAGAUGACUGCAGAGCUGUAUGUCCAUAGAAGCCUCAGGGCUGAAAGGUGUGAGGAUGCAUAUAUGUAAAAAAUGAAAAAGGUUCCUUUAAUGAAAUAAAGAUUACGUCUUACA